Cryptomeria japonica (Japanese cedar) is the source of this 534-nucleotide messenger RNA. RefSeq lists its product as uncharacterized. Lineage: Eukaryota; Viridiplantae; Streptophyta; Pinopsida; Cupressales; Cupressaceae. The record is from RefSeq and is a predicted model, not a curated record. The transcript has a single exon. Bases 1 to 534 code for a protein of 177 amino acids.
AUGGGCAACUGCAUACAAUCUAGGGUUUUUGCAGAAACUCAGAAACAGUUGAUAAAGGUUAUGGGGAUGGAUGGAAAGAUGUUACAAUACUCUCCUCCUCUUGUUGUAAGAGAUCUUCUCAUCGAAAGUGGGUAUCGACAGAAUUUCAUGGUUGUUCACUCAGAGAACGUUGGUGAUGGUCUUUCUUUGGAUUCUCAAUUAGUGGGUGGUGAGUUUUAUUACCUUAUUCAAUCCCAUAUUGGAGCUGAUCACGAUGAUAGUGAUGAAGAUGGAGGGAAAGAGAGAUUAGAUGAUGUGGGUUCUUCUUCUGCAGGAGCAGUGAAAGCAGAAAAUGGUAUCAGGCUCAAAAUAGUGGUCUCUAAGAAACAACUGAAGGUUUUGCUUUCAGAUGGUUUUCUCAAGGAGAGAUUAGUGGAAGAACUUGUGGGGAAGCACCUACCUCUCUUCAAAGGUACCAAGAUAAUUAGUGGAAAAACUUGUGUUGCAGCAAGAGAAUGGAGACCAUGUUUAGAUAGAAUUCCAGAAGUUAAUUGA